UUCAGACGCAUAUCAAAUCCUUGAGCGGUUACUUCAUCUUGCAGAGCAGCUUGGACAUAUUUUUACUAAGCCCAAAAGUAUCAACAGAACAAUUUCGGAUUUCGUGCUGGUAGCCAUCUUCUUGCAUACCUGCUGAACACAGAUCAACCUAUAGGAGAAUUAAAAACCAACAAACAAACAUUCGAAUGUGUUAUUGUCGACCUUCUACGAGGGAAUGCCUGCUUCACCAUGUAUACAAGAAAUUGGAUUUAGUCGAAAGAUGAAAUGAACUAUUUGACUUUUGUUCCGGAUAUCUGUACACCAGCGAAACAGUGCUACUUGUGGAAACGUUUUUAUCCAGCUACACUAUCAGUGAAAACAUCGAAGGGAUUCGUUUUGAUGGAGGGUCGUGAAAGUGACUACUACGACAAUCGACAACACAAGUCAGCCACCAGGCUCAAGAAAACUUACACAUCAGUAAUCAGUUUUUACGAAACAACGUCCUAUCUGUCGUUAAGCUCUUUUAUAGUAACAGUAUCGAGCUAAUUAAACAUAUUGAAGGAAUUGUCCGCUGAAAAGAACGGGAAUACUUAGUAUUUUGACCAUGGACUAGUUCAUUACAACAGCGCUUCACAUUUCCUUGCGUUUUACUGGACAACGUUAACUAUCCAUCGUAGAUAUCGAGGAACAGUUCAAUGUGUAUGCUGUCUCCAGUGAUGAUGCGUGCACCAGUGCUUUCUGCAGUCGCUAUCUAAAGACAUAAGAGCCUACAAGCGGCACCAAUUCUGUGACCCUGAUGAUCGACAAGCGAUGACGUAGAGGAAGGUGAUGAAACAAAGAUGUCUGCAGCACCAAAAACACAACGUAAGGUCCAGCAGAACAAAUGUAUUUCCAAACUCUUCUCAAGCAUGACAAAGGUCCACGAAGUCAACCGUCAGCACGAUCACGAGCUCAGCGUCAGGGUCGAAGAGCUGCGUCAGAAGGAACACAUGGAGAACGUCAGGCGUUACUCCGACAUCAGGCACCUCCAGCGCACCCUGUCCGAGAUGCGCAUGGAAAAGAACCGCUUGACGCACACGUUCACGCCAGAGGAAAUCUACAAUGACGAGGUUGCGCCAGUCAUGUCCUGGCGCAAGAUCCAAUUGAAACGAUUCCAAAACCAGCCCCGUAAACAGCGGAGGAAAUCGGACGCUACCCAGGCGCCGUUGGCCGUGGCCGAGAACGCCGAAUUCACAGCAAAGAAUAAGUUCAGGUCGGCGAUAAUGGCAGUGUGUCUGUCCAAGGCCCUUUCUCACAUACCUGAAAACAAGAGCGAAAGCACAGGAAAUGAAUCGAAGCAAAGUGAAAAAGAAAAGACUGACUCUAUCAACAAUUUGCGGGAACGUCUUAAGCAAGUUAAAGAUACGAAGGUAGUAACGAAGCAAACUCCAGACAAAGGGCACAAUGUUGGUGAUACCAAAAGUGAGACGGAGGAACAUAAACAAUCAAGACCCGAAACGUCCGAAACAGAAAGAUUAUCUCGGGUGCUUGAUAUCCUGAGAAACAGUUCAAGAGACAAGAGCAGAUCCUCAUGGACCAGAUCACUAGAUAAGAAAGUCAACGCUGUUCCAACGUUCGGCCAACUUCACCCAGUGCGUCGGUCGUCAUUGGUCCGCCGACCUGGCGACCCGCCGCGACGGCGACCUUCGACCUCAGACAUGAACCUUGACUCGUCACACUUUGUUAUGGACAAAGAUGGAACCAUUCGCAGAAUUUCGAGGCCCACUGUCAAGGACAACACCAGCACAGAAGAAAGUCGAGGGUCAAGGGUACAAAGUUCUUCUUAUCUUAGUACAUGUAGUAGGAAGGCAACACCUAACAGCUGUAAGGUAUACGCCGCAGAACCGUCGCGGCGUUGGAACGUCUCGAAUGACGCUUCGGCGAGUAAAAGCGGAUCGGCGCCGUCGUUCCUGGUGAAGAAAAGAUGCGAGUUGUUAAAAAGAGACAAAGAAAUGAUGGAUAGACUUCGUAGCUUCCUUGAUUCGACAUUGCCAUGAGAAACUGGAAAAACUAAAUAUCAUUCUGUUAGAUGAUAACCAUGACAAUCUGUGAUGCCUGUUGCGCGCGAGGCGUUAUUUGCUGACGUAAUCAUGCAGCGUCUCGCGUGCUCUGACGCGCGGCGUGAGAGUGAAAUCGUACAGAAACUGAAUGCAAAAUGCAGAGUUCAAAUUACUAGACCAUGCACGAAUUUGUGACUUCGGCAACUUAUUCUUAUUUGUAGAUUGUUUAAAUGUGUAUUCCAAGCUUCAUGGUGUCUUUAUAAUGAUGCAUACUGAUUCCAGUUUCCGUAAAUGGUAUUUAUGAAAAAUACACGAAACUGAAAUAACAUCUUACAUCUCCUUGGUAAUCAAUACAUGUUGUAUUUAGUUUGAAACAAUCCUU
Molecule: messenger RNA, 2400 nt
Organism: Strongylocentrotus purpuratus (purple sea urchin)
Lineage: Eukaryota; Metazoa; Echinodermata; Echinoidea; Camarodonta; Strongylocentrotidae
Exons: 2
Coding region: 819-2015 (398 amino acids)
Source: RefSeq, a predicted model, not a curated record